AUGUUGAAUCAAAUCCACAACUUUGAGGAUACAUGUCAACUACUAUAUCCACUACGCUACGGCAAGUGUGUAGCUGGCACCAAUGCUGGAGGUUCUGAUUUCAGUUUUGCUUUGUACACAAGAUCUGCUUUGAAACCAGAUGCCCUGGUAAAUCUUAAAAAUGCAGAGAAUCUAUUGCAUCUGAAAGAGUACAACACUUCUAGACCAACAGUUUUCUACUUCUUUGGCUAUAUAGAGGACCUCAGCAGCGAUAAUGUAAAGACAGUAAUUGACGCACUUGACCCAGCUUAUCCACUCCUGUACAUAUUGGAAAACACUCACAUCAAGGAAACAUCAGCAGAUUUUGUAGAUGUGAUUCACACUGGUGGUGGAAAAUAUGGAGUUCCAAUGAAUACUGGCUCAGUGGACUUUUACCCAAAUGGUGGAGAGAGGAUUCAGCCUGGCUGCCCCAAACGAUCACAGGGAUUGUUAACACCAUCUGUGUGA
Molecule: messenger RNA, 486 nt
Organism: Schistocerca serialis cubense
Lineage: Eukaryota; Metazoa; Arthropoda; Insecta; Orthoptera; Acrididae
Product: pancreatic lipase-related protein 2-like
Exons: 5
Coding region: 1-486 (161 amino acids)
Molecular function (GO): lipase activity
Source: RefSeq, a predicted model, not a curated record